AAAACAUAGUACCAAGACUUUUGAAGCCAAACAUAUCCUUCAGAAACCUCAAACUUUUUGAAACCUCGAAAAUGGCUGGAAUUGUGGUGGUUUUCGACUUUGACAAGACGAUAAUUGACUCGGAUAGUGAUAAUUGGGUUGUCGAUGAAUUAGGCGCCUCUGAUUUCUUCAAUCAACUUCUUCCCACCAUGCCUUGGAAUUCUGUAAUGGACAGGAUGAUGAAGGAGCUCCAUACACAGGGCAAAACCAAAGAUGAUAUUCAAGAGGUACUAAAACGGGCCCCGAUUCAUCCUCGGGUCGUCCCAGCGAUCAAAACCGCUCAUUCUUUAGGGUGCGAUUUAAGGAUAGUGAGUGACGCAAACCUAUUUUAUAUCGAAACAAUCCUCGUUCAUCUCGGAAUUAGGGAUUGUUUUUCUGAAAUAAACACAAAUCCAGGCUAUGUAAAUGAAGAAGGGAGGCUCAGAAUCUUACCUUUUCAUGAUUUUCAAUCUUCUUCUCAUGGCUGCAAUCUUUGCCCUCCCAACAUGUGCAAGGGCAUGAUUAUCGAAAGGAUUCAGGCCUCGUUAGGCAAGGAAAGGAAGAAAACGAUGAUUUAUCUAGGCGACGGGAGUGGAGAUUUCUGCCCGAGUUUGAAGCUUAAAGAUGAAGAUUAUGUCAUGCCAAGGAAGAAUUUUCCAGUUUGGGAUUUGAUAUGCCAGAAUCGCGCACUCGUAAGAGCAAAAAUCCACGAAUGGAAUGAUGGAGAAGAACUUGAGAGCAUUCUCCUCAAACUCAUCGAGACAAUUUCCCUUCAAGAAGGUCGUGCUAAAUCGGCUCAGUUGUUAUUAGUCGAUUGCAAGAUGGAGACAAUUCCGAUGGCAGCUCAUGAGACCUUGCCCCAAGCCCUCCCGGUUACCCAGUAGUGUACUCUCCAUUUUAUUGCAAUGAGCUAAUCGAAUAGUAAAGUUUUGGCCAUUGCUAUUUAGAUUUGGAUUUGCGUAAUGUCAGUUUUAUUGUCGUGUGUCUUUCUGAUGAUGCAAGAAUAUGCUCUAACAUGGAAAUCAAGGAUUCAUCGGUUAAGCU
Molecule: messenger RNA, 1062 nt
Organism: Olea europaea var. sylvestris
Lineage: Eukaryota; Viridiplantae; Streptophyta; Magnoliopsida; Lamiales; Oleaceae
Product: inorganic pyrophosphatase 1-like
Exons: 4
Coding region: 72-902 (276 amino acids)
Molecular function (GO): phosphatase activity
Source: RefSeq, a predicted model, not a curated record